AUGAACGUAGCACGCAAAGAAAUGUACUUACUCGACCCAUUGCUGUCGGCGUCCAAGUCAGGAUUUGGAGGAUACCUGCCAGUCCUAAGGAGUGUAAGCCAGACCAUUUAUCAAGGCCAGUGGACGGAAAAGACGGGCAGGGACUUGAAGGGCUUUCCAAAGCAGCCCUUCGGAAACGACUGUGGCAUUUUCAUGCUGAUGUCUGCCCUCUACUUGGUCUUGGAUGGUCAAUUUGAUUAUUCCGUGCACGAUAUGCCAGUGUUGCGCAGAUGGUGGUGCCUGUUGCUCCUCGAGAACCAUGGCCUAGACAGUCACGGUAAAGUAUUUGCGCACUGGACAAGAGAAUGCCAAGCACUCCUCACUGGAAAACACUCACCCAUCUUCAGGUUGAAGAGGAAAAGGGAUGAAAUUAUAUCGAAGGAAACCCGCUCGGUAAAGGAGAGGGAGCAGUUCAACAGGGCCAGGAAGAUUGUGGAGAGGAUCACUGCAGACCAACUGCGAUCUUUGGUGAAAAACUACUACCAGCGCUGCACCAUCCUCCCUGGAAAGUCUUUCCCCCACCCGUGCAGUCAGGCACGAGUCAGGAGUAUCCAAGAGACCCAGGAGUAUCCAAUCCACCAGGUCAAUUAA
Molecule: messenger RNA, 630 nt
Organism: Lates calcarifer (barramundi perch)
Lineage: Eukaryota; Metazoa; Chordata; Actinopteri; Centropomidae
Exons: 7
Coding region: 1-630 (209 amino acids)
Source: RefSeq, a predicted model, not a curated record